AUGUCAUCAUCAAAUCGACCAAUGACCACAAGGAAACCAAUGUCAGAAAAAUUAGUAACAAAUAAAAAUAUUAAACAUAUUGAUAUGAUCAACCAACAACAAUCACCAUUAUCUCGUUUUAGUCGUCCAAUUUUAAUAAAAACGCCUACAAGUUUUGAUGAUACCUCUCAUAAUCGGCAAAUGUCGUUUAAUACAAAAAUAAUAUCAACAAAUGAUUUAGGUGUGAAACAUUCUCAAAAAAAUGGUCAUUAUAUUUUACCGACACAUCGAUCAUUAUCACCAAAAUUUAAUCCGAAUACAAAUAAUAAGCAUUCACAAACAUAUCAUCAUCAUCAUCAUCACGGUGCACCAGUAUCUUACUCAAACACACUAGACAAAUUAACAAAAACAAAUCAUGCAAUCUCAAAUCUCACAAAGUCAACAACAUCACGUUCAUUUACUAUAAACGGUCUUCAUCAUGAUAUAAAAUUGAAUAAUGACGACAAUCACCCGUUGAUUUUUAGCGCUAUUGAUCCAUCACCAGUAACAACCCCAGCUGAGGAUGGUGAUACGAGAAAAACUGUAAUUGUGUCAAACGAAGUUGAAACAUCUCAGACUCAGAUCGCUAAACAUUUAACCAAUAAUAAAUGUUCAAAUAAAGAUAGUGAAAGUGAAGAGGAAGAACGAUUACCAAGUGUUCAUAAAUCAUCGAGUAAUGACGAAGAGGAAUGGGAUGAAGAAGAGGAUGAUACACCAAUUAAAGUUCAUCGAUUUCAAAAAACUCGUAAAAUAAGUUUUAACAGUAUGAAUGGUAAUAGUAAUCUCGGUAAAAGUCCGACAUCGUCAUCGUCGCGUCUCGCUCGUAAAACUGUACGAUGUAAAAUAGUAAAAGCAAAUGAUAAUGGUAUAGCAAAUAAUUCAACCACUGAAGAACGUCAACAUUCGUCUUCAAAUGAAGAUGAAAAGGAUAGUAAUAUACGCAAUAGUUUUGGAUAUGCCAAUGAGAAUGAUGUUUUAUCAAGAAGAAAAUAUUUAAACAGGAAAAAUUUACAACUGACAACAGCGACUACGACAACGGACGACGACUAUGGAUACCGACAUUAUAAUCAUUAUUAUGGUCAUCUAAUAAACGAAGACACGAGUCCAAAUGUACUAGCAAAACAAUGUAAUAAUAACAGCAGUCAUUCAGAUGAACCGUCAACAUUGAAGAAAGAAGAAAUCAUCGGUGGUUCAUCAUUAAUACAAACUGUAAAUAAAACAAAUAGCUUGACUAAUGGUACAAAAAAACCUAAACGUUUUGAAAUAAAAUCGAUUCGAAAAUCGCAACAACAUUUAUUAUUAGCUCAAACAGCAAAAUCAUCGAAUGAAGAAGAUAGUAGUGCUUUAAUAGCAACAGAUCGUGAACAUAUGAAUACACCGACAACCGAUUACGAUAACGUCGUCGAUACAAAUAGUCCUACAACAUCAGAGAUUGUUGAUGCUGCGGUUACGGCACUAAAUAACCCCGAAUUAGUACCACUCAUCGUCACGUCACAAACGAUCAACAAUCAUGAAUCUGCUGAAGAUGAACGUCGUUUAGAUGAUGAAGAUGAACUAGCAGUGGCGAAAAGUCCGGAUAAUCGUUUUGUUAAAUUUGUAAAAGUAAUUGGUCGUGGUGCAUUCAAGACGGUUUAUCGUGGUUUAGACACUGAGGCAGGAAUUCCCGUUGCCUGGUGUGAAUUACAGGAUUUUGCUCAAUUUGAUAGACAUGAACGUGCUCGUUUCAAAGAAGAAGCUGAAAUGUUAAAAAAGUUACAACAUUCGAAUAUUGUACGGUUCUUUGAUUUUUGGGAAGAAACAAAUUCACGAACAAAUAAAAAAGUUAUCAUACUUGUUACAGAAUUAAUGACGUCUGGUUCAUUGAAAGGAUAUAUAAAACAGUUCAGAGGCCAACAAGAACAAAAACGUAUUAAUGUAAUGAAAAAAUGGUGUCGACAAAUUCUGAAAGGUCUAGCUUAUUUACACAGUCGUAAUCCACCUGUAAUUCAUCGUGAUUUAAAAUGUGAUAAUGUGUUUAUAACAGGCAAUACGGGUUCGGUAAAAAUUGGCGAUCUUGGCUUGGCAACAUUUAAAACUCAGACAUUUGCUAAAAGCAUGAGAGGAACAAUGGAAUUUAUGGCACCAGAAAUGUUUGAUGAAAAAUAUGAUGAAUUAGUUGAUAUUUAUUCGUUUGGUUUAUGUAUGUUGGAAAUGAUAACAGAUGAAUAUCCAUAUAUUGAGUGUAAGUUUCCCACAGCUGUUAUUAAACGUGUCACAGCUGGAUUGAGACCGGAUUGUUAUUAUAAAGUCGAAAACGAAGAUCUUCGGGAAGUGAUUGAUUGUUGUAUAAGAAAAUGUAAAGAAGAACGGUUACCAGUUAAUGAAUUAUUACAACAUAGUUUCUUCAUGGAGGAUAAUGGUUUACGAGUCGAUUUUGUUCGGGAAGAUUCAAAUAUAAUUGUUAAAAAUGAUAGUAUCGAUUUAAAAUUAAAAGUAAUUGAUAAAUCGAAGCGUAAAGCAUUGUGGACCGAACAUGAAGCUCUUCGAUUUCCGUUCAAUUUAAAAACAGAUACGGCUGAACAAAUAGCAAAUGAAUUAAUGGCAAAAAAAUAUAUAUUUGAAGAAGAUAAAAAAUUUGUUAUACAAUCCAUUAAAGAUCGUCUAAGAGCAUAUAAUUAUGAACAAUUAGAUCAUCAACGUGGUAUAUUUACUAAAGAAACAGAAAAAGGAAAGAUCAACGUUCUUCAAACGAAUCAAACGCCAGUUGCAACAGCUACUCAACCCACACCGCAGGUUCUUCAACACGAAGAAAAACUUCAGCCGACGACACCACCAGCGGGCACUUCGACAGUUUCAACUAUGGUUUGUACGAGUGGACAAACAAUUGAUCAACAACAACAACAGCAACAACAACAACAACAGCAGCAGCAGCAGCGCGCGCAAAUUAUUCAGUAUAUGAUGUACCAUGAUAGCAUGCAACGUCAUGCUUUACAUGCGAAUGAUCCUCAACAGCAAUCUGCUUCUGUUUUGCCACCACUGGGGCGGCCACCAAGUCUAAUUGAAAUAGAAAAUGUACAACAGGAAACCAACAUACGCAAUGCUGCUAUACAGGCAGUUAUGAAUGCCAACCAUCAGCAUCACCAUCCUCAUCAUCAUAAAAACACGGUGAUUCAACAUAAACAACCUACUCCUCAUUUUGGUAUAACGUCUGUUCCAAUGCCAUUACAUACGAAUUCUGCACAAGUGACUACCACAACAGCGAUGCCAUUGCCUGUCACUACACCAGCAAUGGCCACAUCAUCAAAUACGAAUCAAUCGAACGCAAGUACGAUAACAACAAAUUCGACAGGUAUGGACUCACAAUUAGUGAGCAUAUCGCAACCAGUGUCAACUACCAACGCCUCACUUCCGGUUACGGUCGACAUUGUACCGCAGCCACAAUCGAGUACAGCACCUACCACUCAAACACAACAUCAAGUGGCUGCUAGUCUCGAAGAAUUGCAAGCAUUGUUAACAAAAACGUUUUCAAAGAAAACUGCUGCACAAGGAAGUGAUAGUGAACAAACACAACAACCUCCAAAUCAGUCGGUAGCACCUGUUCAACAAAACAACGAUGAAAUAACUUCGAAGUCGUUAGAACAACCAGAGCAAUCAGAACAACAGCAAAAUAAUGUGAACGAUCAGAAGACGGAUACAGUCAUAACAGCGGUAAAGCAAGAUGAUAAUACACAAAAUAGCACAACAAUCAAACAUGUUUUAAAUUUGAAUGAAGUUUCUCAACAACAGCAACCAUUAGUAGCUACUAUACCUUUUCAACGAAACUUAAGUGAACCAGAAUGUUCUCAACAUAAACCGGGUUCAAAACAAAUGCUUGUUCCAGUGCCGUUACAUACAACUUCUGCUCAAGUAAUCAGCACAAAUACCAUGCCAUUGCCUGCUAGUGUACCAACAUCAGUAACACUAGCGUAUACAACUCAACCAUCUACUGUUACGUCAAUAGUAACAACGGAUUCAACGGGUACUGAACUUCCACUGGUAUGUACAUCGCUACCGCUAUCAUCAGCCAACAUCCCAUUACUAGUGGCGACUGAUGGUCAGUCAUCGAGUACAGCACCUACCCCUCAAACACAACAUCAAGUGGCUGCUAGUCUCGAAGAAUUGCAAGCAUUGUUAACAAGAACGUUUUCAAAGAAAGCUACUGCACAAGGAAGUGACAGUGAACAAACACAACAACCUCCAAAUCAGUCGGCAGCGCCUGUUCAACAAAACAACGAUGAAACAACUUCGAAGUCGUUAGAACAACCAGAGCAAUCAGAACAACAACAUACUCCAGUCAAUGAACAAAAGAGUAACAUUUUAAUAAUGCCAGAUGAUCAAAACAUUUCCAAAACAAAAUCAAAACUUGGACGUUUUACAGUAGAAAAAGAGCAACGGAAUGAAAUCCCAGUGAAUAAAGAGGAAUUGCCAACAGUAACAAAGAAUUCCGAAGAUGAACAACACAUCAACGAGGUUAUUAAGGAAGCAAAACCAGUUAUGAUAAACGAUUUAAUUAUGACUGGAAAAACAACUACAACGCAGAAAGACAAGCAACAAAAACACGAGCAUCAAGUCGACGAACGAACGUUGACAAUCAACAAUAUACAACUGGAUCAAUUGUCAUGUUUAACAACACGAAAUUUAUGCGAGGUGCCAUUUGCUGCAGCUGCCGUAUCGAUCAAUUCUCAUAUGUCUGAAUGGCCUGAUCACGAUGAAGCGUUCGAACAAUUGUUGACGAGACAUCGUUUAGAAUUAUUAGAUUUAGUUAGCAGACAAAGUCAAGAAUUACGUACAUAUAUGGUACAAAAAACCAUUCAUACAAAUACAAAUGAUCGUCAUUUUGAACCAUCAAUAAAUGCGUUUAAUAAUAUUACACGUCGUGCGUCAUUAUCGACAGUAUCACCAUGUACUGAUCGUGUUUUAUUAGCCGAUUUAGCUAAACGACACAAUAAUCAAUCUCCAAAUUCAUUAUUAUCUUUGUCUCAAGAUCAUAUUUCACAUGAUCUUAGUCAUGUACUACCUGAAGAGACUAAUGAUGAUUGCAAUCAAGAAAAUGAUGAUUAUACGGAUUUCCUCACGCCCACAACUUCAGUUUCCUCUUCAUCAUCAAUAAUUGCCGUUGGCGGAAAUACUUCAGCAAAUAAUGCAUUAAAUUCAACGUCCUCCUGUAUAACGUCGUCGUUAUUACCUAACGUUAAUAGUAAGGAUCAAGAUGAAAUAUCGUGUAAAAGGAUAUGUUCACCGAAUAUAAAUAACAGGACUAUUAAUUCAUUGACACUAUCUGAACAACAAAAAGAGUUGACUACACCAUGUUCAGUGACCGAUAUAAAUAUUGAUGAAACUGAUCAUCAUCAUCAACAACAACACAUAGGUGAUAGAAAUAGGACGUAG
Didymodactylos carnosus is the source of this 5424-nucleotide messenger RNA. The record is from the annotation of a GenBank genome assembly. Lineage: Eukaryota; Metazoa; Rotifera; Eurotatoria; Philodinida; Philodinidae.